Messenger RNA from Australozyma saopauloensis, 4902 nucleotides. RefSeq lists its product as uncharacterized. Gene Ontology annotation, molecular function: ATP hydrolysis activity; ABC-type transporter activity; ATP binding. Gene Ontology annotation, cellular component: fungal-type vacuole membrane. The coding region runs from base 1 to 4902 and encodes 1633 amino acids. The transcript has a single exon. Lineage: Eukaryota; Fungi; Ascomycota; Pichiomycetes; Serinales; Metschnikowiaceae. The record is from RefSeq and is a predicted model, not a curated record. Gene Ontology annotation, biological process: transmembrane transport.
AUGUCGUGCCAAUUGUGGGAUUUCGAUGAUAUCACACACUGUGCCCGCACACGAAUCAUGUUCUAUGUGCCUGUAGUCGUUGGCGGAACAUCUCUUUUGGUUCUUCUUGCGAAAACAGUACAGUCGUACAGUCACAAGCCGAAAGAGGGCGAGCUCUCAUUGGCUGAAGAAAAUAGACCUCUAUUGGCCUCUCCCGAUGCGUACGGCGCCGUAAACAACGCCGAGCUUCCGGCAAGCCAGCCAUAUCGUUCCGUGAAAGACCGUCAUUUCGACCUAACUCAACUUUCUGAUACCAACGAAGAUGGUACACCCCACGGUAUCACCAAGGAGGUGACCAAAGGAAUCGCAGACAGCACACGUGUCGCGUUGGAAUAUCUUCUAGUAAUUGUACAAUUGGCUGCUGCGGUAGCAACGUUGUUCUUGCAUUCUUUCUACAAAGAGUGGAAAGGUCUCCCCGUGUCAUGGGGCCUCGUAGCAUUCUGGGCGUAUGCCUUCGUCUUGUCAACCAUCCGAGUCGUCAAUAUCUCGCGCGUGCAUGUACGUUUACCCUCGUUAUGGGCCCACUCGACUGCGUUGUAUCUUUUGUACAUUUUUCCAUCCACGGUGUUUUUCCGGUCAGCAUUGACUGGUUCUAUCAAGCAUGACUUGGUAGCAAAGUACUACAUUGCAAACUUUGCGAUCGUGGCCAUUCUUGUGUUUUUGAACUUGACCGCGAAGGUAGGUGACAAGCCCGGUAAACUCUACUUGACUUCCGACGGUGCCACUCCGUCUCCCGAGAAUGUCGUCAGUCUAUGGUCUUUCUCCACUUACUCCUGGAUUGACAGCAUGAUCUGGAAUGCUUACAAAAAACCAUUGUCCAUGGACGACAUUUGGGGCUUGAGAGAGGAUGACCAUUCCUUGCAUGUCUUGAAGGAGUUCAAAAAGAACAAGCUGCUUGCUAGCUUCACCGUCAGAUUGUUUCUUCACUUCAAGGGCUUGUUCUUGCUCCAAGGUAUGUGGGCUAUCAUUCAACCUUUAAUCAUUUUCGUUCCCACCAUUCUCUUGAAGAAGGUUUUGGAGUAUGUGGCUGACCCAUCUACCUCCACAAAGAGUGUGGCUUGGUGUCUUGUUAUCUUGAUGUCUCUCAGUAAAAUCACCGACUCUUUGACGUCGGGAUUCUCUUUGUUCCUUGGCAGAAGAGUCUGUGUGCGUAUGAGAUCCAUUAUCAUCGGUGAGGUAUACGCUAAGGCCUUGAGAAGAAGACUCACUUCUUCCGAAAAGAGCGAAUCCGAAAAGGAUGACGAGAAGCAAAACUCCGAAGAACCCUCUGAUUCCAAAUCAAAUGCCGAGUCGAAGGAGGAGGAAAAGUCUCUGGAGUUGGGUGCCAUCAUCAAUCUUAUGUCCAUCGACGCAUUCAAAGUUUCCGAGAUCUGUGGAUAUCUUCACUUUUUUGUGAGCGCAUUUAUCAUGUUGUUUGUCUGUAUUGCGUUGUUGUAUAAUUUGUUGGGCUGGAGUGCCUUGGCUGGUGGAAGUGUCAUUAUUAUCAUGCUGCCUUUGUACUACCAAUUCUCGAAAUGGAUUGGACAAGCACAAGAGAAGAUGUUGAAGGUCACUGAUCGCAGAAUCCAGAAAAUGAACGAGACAUUUUCGAGUAUUAGAAUCAUCAAGUUUUUCGCUUGGGAGAACAAGUUCUACAACGAUAUUAUGACCAUCAGAAACGAGGAAAUGAAGUAUUUGAAACUCAGAUGCAUUAUCUGGGCAGCCCAAGGAUUCCUCUGGUACGUUGUUCCAACUCUUAUCACCGUCAUUUCAUUCUACUGUUUUACCAUUGUUGAGGGCAAGACAUUGACUGCUCCAAUUGCAUUCACUGCCUUGUCAUUGUUCACCUUAUUAAGAUCACCUCUCGACCAAUUGACUCAGAUGACUGCUAUUGUUAUUCAGUCUAAGGUUUCGUUGGAUAGAAUCAGUAAAUUCUUGUCCGAAGAUGAAACCACCAAGUAUGAACAAUUGGAGCAAGAGCGCACUGUUGACUCUCCUUUGAUCGGAUUUGAGAAGGCUAACUUUUCCUGGAACUCUAAGUCUGACAAGGAUUUCAAGUUGAGAGACAUUGACAUUAAAUUCCACCCUGGAAAAUUGAACGUCAUUGUUGGUCCUACUGGUUCCGGUAAGACAUCUCUUCUUUUGGCGCUUCUUGGUGAAAUGGAGCUUGACUCUGGUAAGGUUUUCUUGCCGGGUAUCAUUCCUAGGGACGAUUUGGUCAUUGAUCCAAGAACUGGUUUGACCGAGUCUGUGGCAUACUGCUCCCAGUCUGCUUGGUUGUUGAACGAUUCCAUUCGCAACAACAUCACUUUUGCAACUCCAUUCAACCAAGAGAGAUAUGACAAGGUCGUUGAGGCUUGUAGUUUGACCAGAGACUUUGAGAUCUUGGCAGCUGGUGACCUGACCGAAAUCGGUGAAAAGGGUAUUGCAUUGUCGGGUGGUCAAAAGCAGCGUGUCUCAUUAGCCAGAGCUUUGUACUCCAAUUCCAGACAUGUCUUGUUGGAUGACUGCUUGUCUGCUGUUGACUCUCAUACUGCCGCAUGGAUUUACGACAACUGUAUCACUGGACCUUUGAUGGCCAACAGAACCUGUCUUUUGGUCUCUCAUAACGUUGCCUUGUCUAUUACUAAUGCUGACUGGGUUGUGGUCAUGAACAAUGGCCGUGUUAAGACUCAAGGUCUUCCAGAGGACCUUGCUCAGACCGGAGACUUGGGAAGCGACGAGAUGAUUUUGACCUCCUCUAUGAAUUCGAGAAACCAAUCUUCUACCAACUUGAAAGCCCUUGAAUCCAAGAACUCCGAGAUGAAGGCUAAAGCCGCUAUCAUCGAAGCUAAAUUGAAGAAGGCUCAAGGUGAAGAGGACGAGAACGUUAAUACCGACGGUAAAUUGGUGGAGGAAGAAGGAAAGGCCGAAGGUGUUGUCGGAUUGGAUGUUUACAUCAAUUUCUCUAAGGAGUUUGGUGGUCUCUUUGUCUGGCUUAUUUUCCUUGCAGUAUUUAUUGUUCCUGAGAUCAUCCACUUCGCUCAAUCGUGGUGGUUGAGAGAUUGGUCACAGAAAGCCUCUGCCGCCGCUGCUUCUAUCUUUGGUGUUAGCUCUGCUAGCUCUAAAAGCGGCAAGUCUCCAAUUCCAUUGUUCUCUGCUCCAAUGCUCGUGUACAAUAUCGUAUCUGAGAAAUCCGGUGAGAUGUAUUCUCUUUUGAAUGCUCAAAAAGAGGCUCACUCAACAAUUUACUAUAUCAUUGUCUAUGCAGUUAUCGGUGUCACCUAUGCUCUAUUCGCAUGCUUGAAGUCAUUGUGGGUUUACCUCUCCGCCGUCAAGGCUUCCAACAACAUCUUUAUGCAUGUCUUGACAAAGGUUUUGAGAGCUAAAUUGAGAUUCUUUGACAAAACACCCCUUGGUCGUAUCAUGAACAGAUUCUCCAAGGAUAUCGAGUCCGUUGACCAAGAAUUGAUGCCUUACGCCGAAGGUACUUUUGCAUGUCUCGUCAGUUGUCUUUCUACUUUGAUCAUCAUCGCAUGUAUCACUCCAGGCUUUUUGAUCUUUGCCUUCAUCAUCGCAUAUUUGUACUAUUUUGUGGGUUUGUUCUAUCUCACUCUUUCUAGAGAAUUGAAGAGAUUUGACUCCAUCACAAAGUCUCCAAUUCAUCAACACUUCUCUGAAUCCUUGACAGGUGUUGCCACGAUCAGAGCUUAUGGUGUUGAAAACCGUUUCAUGAAGCAAAACUUGGCUGCCGUUGACACCAACAACAGACCAUUUUUCUAUAUGUGGGUCGCUAACAGAUGGUUGUGUCUCCGUGUGGAUGUCGUGGGAUCUUUGGUUAUGUUUUUUGCUGGUGUUUUUGUUUUGCUCUCCAUUGGCCACAUCGACGCCGGUCUUGCUGGUUUGUCUUUGUCUUAUGCCAUUGCUUUCUCCGAGGAUGCUUUGUGGAUCGUUAGACUCUACUCCAACAUUGAAAUGAACAUGAACUCAGUGGAAAGAUUACAGGAAUAUGAAAGAGUCGACCAAGAGGCACCAGCUGAGAUUCCAGACACCAAGCCAGAUGCCAGUUGGCCAACUGCGGGUGAAAUUCACGUCCAGGAUGUGUCCUUGAGAUACGCACCCGAGUUGCCAAGAGUCAUCAAGAAUGUUUCGUUCCAUGUGAAGCCUUGCAACAAGAUCGGUAUUGUUGGCCGUACUGGAGCUGGUAAAUCUACUAUCAUCACUGCAUUUUUCAGAUUCAUGGACUUGGAAACAGGUAAAAUUGCCAUUGACGGUGUCGAUAUCUCCAAGAUUGGUUUAGAUGACUUGCGUCAAGCUAUCACGAUCAUCCCACAAGACCCAACCUUGUUCACAGGAACAAUCCGCAGCAAUUUGGACCCAUACGACCAAUACACUGAUGAGCAGAUUUUUGAGGCUUUGACCAGAGUCAACUUGAUUGCUCGUGGUGAGCGUGAGGCUUCCAAGCAAGUCACUACCACCGAUAACCAAAAUAAGUUCUUGGAUAUCGAGACCUCUAUCUCUGAGGGUGGAAGUAACUUGUCUCAGGGUCAGAGACAGCUCAUGUGUCUUGCCCGGUCUUUGCUUAAGAGUCCAAAGGUGAUUUUGCUAGAUGAGGCUACCGCAUCCAUUGAUUACGAGUCCGAUGCCUUGAUCCAGCAAACCAUUCGUGGUGAGUUCUCUAACUCCACCAUUUUGACGAUUGCGCACAGAUUGAGAUCCAUCAUCGACUACGAUAAAAUUCUCGUCAUGGAUGCUGGUCGCGUUGUGGAAUAUGAUGAUCCAUAUGUGUUGAUCGCCGACAAGGAUAGUCUAUUCCACAGUAUGUGUGAAAAUAGUGGAGAACUUGACACCCUCACCAAGCUUGCUAAGGCUUCUUUUGUGGAGAAGAAGAAUGCAUCUAGCUAG